AUGCGUUCACCCGUCGCCAAAUUGCACAGAUCCAAGAAGAGGUCAUUCGGGUCUCGCUCGCGUCGGGCUCAUGAGGAGGACGAGGAAGAGCAGCUUGAGGCUCGCCUCUUCGGUAGCAGAAAACAACAGAGAACUGGAUCGAACUCCCAAGAUGACCAUGAUGGCACCGGUACCGGACUUGGGUGGAUGCAGGACAGCGAACUUUUCACGGUUGACUUGCCCACAGCGACCGACGGCGAUGUCUCGGAAGACGAGUUCGAGAACGAACCCACAGUGGAGUUCAUGGAGGAGAGCACUCGGGCUCUACCAGAACCAAACCAAGAAGACGAGAAGCCGCAGCUCUGGCAUGACCCAGCCGACGAUGCGGUUUCUGUUUCAUUAAAGAGUUCCAAGCGCACGCGGAAGCUCGCUAGGGGAAAGGGAGGGGAGGAUCGCGUGAACGGGGGUGAGCUGUGGUCCAAGUUGCGCGAGCAAUUUGAACGCCUUCAUCCCAAGCCCGAUUGGGCUUCUAGCCGUGCAGACAACAACCUGCCGACAAUGCAGCGCCUGUUGGCUUCUACCGCGUCGUUCAUCAAUACCGGCGCUCUCGACGACAGACGGCCCCCUCUUCCAACCACAACCAUCGAUAUCCAGCGCCUUCGUAAUGCCAAUGCCGGAUCUGUCAGCGAAGAAGGUUCGAGCAGUGGUCUCGCGGGUAUUGUCGACCUGGUUUGGCAUCCGUCGACCAAGAUGCCGGUCCUCGCGACGGCAGGCACUGACCGCCGCGUGCGAUUCUACAAUAUUGACGGCCACACCAACGCGCCUCUCUUGACGCUUCACAUUCCCUCCCUCCCCCUUUCUCGCCUGUCUUUCCAUCCCUCAGGAACCUCACUGCUCAUCACUGGCACACGGCCGUUCUACUACACGUACGACCUUGUCUCUCAAACAAUCACUCGCUCUCCACGAAACCUAUUCGGCUCUGCACCUACCCCAACCAGUCCGCAAUCGUUGGAGCGGACCCGAUUCUCCCCGGACGGAACACUGCUCGCCGUGGCUGGCCGGCGUGGAGCCGUCAGCAUUGUGGAGUGGAGCCACGGUGGCAGCACAGGCGUCGUUGUGGCCGAGUUGAAGAGUGGUCGUGGAGGGACUGUUGCAGACCUGGCUUGGAGUGAGGACAGCUCUGAGCUCAGUGUCCUCGGCGGCCGUGAUGGAGCGGAGGUUGAGGUCUGGGACGUGUCGGAGAAGAAGAUUGUGCGCCGCUGGAAAGAUGACCGCGCGUAUGGCGGGCAGCUUAUUCGCCAGUACCGGUCGCAGUACACCGCUGUUGGAUCGUCGACCGGUAUUGUUAAUAUCUAUCACUCUACCACACUCGCGUCCACCAGAAGCGAUGCGAACAGCGGAGUCGAGCCACUCAAGUCGCUCGAGCACUUGACAACGCCGAUCUCGACAAUGGCGUUCCAUCCUUCGGGAGAACUGUUUGUCUCGGCGUCAUCCGCCAAGCAGAAGCAGCUCAAGCUUUACCACCUUCCGACAGGGACGGCAUUCUCCAACUGGCCAACCAAUGCGACUCCAUUGGGGCGUGUCAACUCCCUUGGGUUCUCCUCGGGAGGCGAGUACAUGGCGGCUGGUAACACAAAAGGUGCCGUUUUGUUGUGGAGUCUCAAACACUUUGCCAACUAG
Molecule: messenger RNA, 1659 nt
Organism: Cutaneotrichosporon cavernicola
Lineage: Eukaryota; Fungi; Basidiomycota; Tremellomycetes; Trichosporonales; Trichosporonaceae
Gene: UTP18
Exons: 6
Coding region: 1-1659 (552 amino acids)
Biological process (GO): rRNA processing
Cellular component (GO): small-subunit processome; Pwp2p-containing subcomplex of 90S preribosome
Molecular function (GO): protein binding
Source: RefSeq, a predicted model, not a curated record